Morus notabilis is the source of this 5788-nucleotide messenger RNA. Its product is annotated as clathrin heavy chain 1. Bases 301 to 5406 code for a protein of 1701 amino acids. The record is from RefSeq and is a predicted model, not a curated record. Gene Ontology annotation, cellular component: plasma membrane; Golgi apparatus; chloroplast. The transcript is spliced from 30 exons. Lineage: Eukaryota; Viridiplantae; Streptophyta; Magnoliopsida; Rosales; Moraceae. Gene Ontology annotation, molecular function: clathrin light chain binding; structural molecule activity. Gene Ontology annotation, biological process: intracellular protein transport; receptor-mediated endocytosis.
GCUUCUCUCGUCGUUUCACUGGAAAUUCCAUUUCCUUUCCCUUUCCGACUAUAAAUAUCGGAACCAUCAUUCUUCGUCCAUCAUUCUUUCUCCUUUUUCUCUCUCUCUCUCUCUGUUUCGUCUGUAGAUCUCUUUCUCUCUCCUCCCUAACUCAUAGAAGUUGCAGAGAUUUCCUUCGCUGCUCCAGAUCUCGAAGCGAUUCGGAUCCCUCGCGAGGGUUCGAAACGCUCUCCGUAGCCCUUUCGGCUUUUUCUGUCGCGCGAAUUCGCGGUUCGAUCUCACCUCUAGAUCCGAGCAACCAUGGCGGCGGCUAGCGCUCCAAUCGCCAUGAGGGAGGCCCUAACGCUUCCGAGCAUUGGGAUUAGUCCACAAUUCAUCACAUUUACGCAUGUCACGAUGGAAUCGGAUAAAUACAUAUGCGUGCGGGAAACGGCGCCUCAGAAUAGUAUUGUUAUUGUUGAUAUGAAUUUGCCAAAUCAACCUUUGAGGAGGCCUAUUACUGCGGACUCUGCACUAAUGAAUCCGAAUUCAAAAGUUCUUGCACUGAAAGCUCAAGUCCAGGGGACUAAUCAGGAUCACCUACAAAUCUUUAACAUUGAGUUGAAAACAAAAUUGAAAUCACAUCUAAUGCCUGAGCAGGUGGUGUUUUGGAAAUGGAUUACCCCAAAGCUGUUGGGUCUGGUCACCCAGACCUCAGUAUAUCAUUGGUCAAUUGAAGGUGAGAGUGAACCUGUGAAGAUGUUUGAAAGAACUGCUAAUCUGGCGAACAAUCAAAUAAUAAACUAUCGGUGUGAUCCUUCUGAGAAGUGGUUGGUUUUGAUUGGAAUUGCUCCUGGUGCGCCUGAGCGGCCACAAUUGGUGAAAGGGAAUAUGCAACUCUUCUCGGUAGAUCAACAGCGUAGUCAAGCUCUGGAAGCACAUGCUGCUGCGUUUGCCCAAUUCAAAGUUCCAGGAAAUGAGAAUCCUUCUACUCUUAUUUCCUUUGCAACAAAGACUCUUAAUGCUGGGCAGAUUACAUCAAAGCUACAUAUCAUCGAGCUUGGUGCACAACCAGGAAAGCCGUCUUUUACGAAGAAACAAGCAGAUCUUUUCUUUCCUCCAGAUUUUGCUGAUGAUUUUCCUGUUGCGAUGCAGAUCUCGCACAAGUACAGUUUGAUUUAUGUAAUCACCAAGCUUGGACUGCUAUUUGUUUAUGAUUUGGAGACGGCUACUGCAGUUUACAGAAAUAGAAUUAGUCCAGAUCCAAUCUUUUUGACAGCGGAGGCUUCAUCUCUUGGAGGCUUUUAUGCAAUCAAUAGGAGGGGUCAGGUGUUAUUGGCUACAGUUAAUGAACAAACAAUCGUCCCUUUUGUCAGUGGUCAGUUGAACAAUUUGGAGCUUGCUGUCAAUCUUGCCAAAAGAGGAAACCUUCCUGGUGCUGAGAAUCUGGUUGUCCAACGAUUCCAAGAACUGUUUGCUCAGACAAAGUAUAAAGAAGCUGCUGAGCUUGCUGCUGAGUCACCACAAGGAAUCCUCCGUACCCCUGAUACCGUUGCCAAAUUUCAGAGUGUUCCUGUGCAAACUGGGCAAACACCGCCUCUGCUGCAGUACUUUGGGACACUCUUGACAAGAGGAAAACUGAAUGCUUUUGAGUCCUUGGAGCUAUCGCGUCUUGUAGUGAACCAGAACAAGAAGAAUUUGUUAGAAAAUUGGUUGGCAGAAGACAAACUGGAAUGCAGUGAGGAACUAGGAGAUCUUGUGAAGACUGUUGACAAUGACCUUGCUUUGAAAAUAUAUAUCAAAGCCAGAGCAACUCCAAAAGUCGUAGCAGCUUUUGCUGAACGAAGGGAGUUUGACAAAAUUCUAAUCUACUCGAAGCAGGUUGGAUACACGCCGGACUAUCUGUUCCUUUUGCAAACAAUUCUUCGUACAGAUCCUCAGGGUGCUGUUAAUUUUGCAUUAAUGAUGUCUCAAAUGGAGGGAGGUUGCCCGGUUGAUUACAACACCAUAACAGAUCUAUUUCUUCAGAGGAACUUGAUCCGCGAGGCAACAGCCUUUCUAUUGGAUGUCUUGAAGCCAAAUCUACCAGAACAUGGUUUCCUGCAAACAAAGGUUCUUGAAAUCAAUUUGGUAACUUUUCCAAAUGUAGCUGAUGCAAUUUUAGCGAAUGGAAUGUUCAGCCACUAUGAUCGCCCUCGAAUUGCCCAACUUUGUGAAAAAGCUGGUCUUUACGUGCGAGCACUGCAACAUUACACGGAGUUGCCAGAUAUUAAACGAGUUAUUGUGAAUACACAUGCAAUUGAGCCACAAUCCCUUGUAGAAUUUUUCGGAACUCUUUCACGAGAAUGGGCAUUGGAGUGCAUGAAGGACCUUUUAUUGGUCAAUUUAAGAGGCAACCUUCAGAUAAUUGUGCAGGUUGCUAAGGAAUAUUGUGAGCAGUUGGGUAUUGAUGCGUGCAUAAAGAUUUUUGAGCAGUUUAAGUCUUAUGAAGGCCUGUACUUUUUCUUAGGAUCGUAUUUGAGCUCAAGUGAGGAUCCUGAUAUCCACUUCAAGUACAUUGAAGCGGCUGCUAGAACUGGUCAAAUCAAAGAGGUUGAACGUGUUACAAGGGAAUCGAAUUUCUAUGACCCUGAGAAAACAAAGAACUUUUUGAUGGAAGCUAAGCUCCCAGAUGCGCGUCCACUGAUCAAUGUCUGCGAUCGCUUUGGAUUUGUUCCAGAUCUCACACAUUACUUGUACUCAAACAACAUGCUUCGCUACAUUGAAGGUUAUGUUCAAAAGGUGAACCCUGGAAAUGCACCUUUAGUUGUGGGGCAGCUGCUAGAUGAUGAGUGUCCUGAAGAUUUUAUCAAAGGUUUGAUUCUCUCUGUCCGUUCAUUGCUUCCGGUAGAGCCCCUUGUGGAAGAAUGUGAGAAAAGGAAUCGACUUCGCUUGCUCACACAGUUCCUGGAGCAUCUUGUGAGUGAGGGAAGCCAAGAUGUACAUGUCCAUAAUGCUCUAGGGAAAAUCAUUAUUGAUAGCAACAACAACCCAGAGCACUUCCUUACCACCAACCCAUACUAUGAUUCUCGUGUUGUGGGUAAAUAUUGUGAGAAACGUGAUCCUACCUUGGCUGUUGUUGCUUACCGGAGAGGACAGUGUGAUGAAGAACUCAUCAAUGUGACAAAUAAAAAUUCAUUGUUCAAAUUGCAAGCAAGAUACGUGGUUGAAAGGAUGGAUGGCGAUUUGUGGGAGAAAGUUCUUAACCCUGAGAAUGGCUAUAGAAGACAGCUUAUUGAUCAAGUUGUGUCUACAGCUUUGCCUGAAAGCAAGAGCCCCGAGCAAGUUUCUGCAGCUGUUAAGGCUUUCAUGACUGCUGACUUGCCCCAUGAAUUAAUUGAGCUUCUUGAGAAGAUUGUGCUUCAGAACUCUGCUUUCAGUGGGAACUUCAAUCUGCAAAACUUGCUUAUAUUGACAGCCAUUAAGGCAGAUCCAUCUAGAGUUAUGGAUUAUAUCAAUAGACUGGAUAAUUUUGAUGGACCUGCAGUUGGAGAAGUAGCUGUGGAAGCUCAACUGUAUGAAGAAGCAUUUGCAAUUUUCAAGAAGUUUAACUUGAAUGUUCAGGCUGUCAAUGUCUUGUUGGACAACAUUCGAAGCGUUGAACGAGCUGUGGAGUUUGCAUUCCGUGUUGAAGAAGAUGCUGUUUGGAGCCAGGUGGCAAAGGCUCAACUCAGGGAAGGACUAGUGAGCGAUGCGAUUGAGUCAUUUAUUCGUGCUGAUGAUGCUACUCAAUUCCUGGAUGUUAUUCGUGCUGCUGAGGAUGCUAAUGUCUACCAUGACUUGGUGAGGUACCUUCUGAUGGUUAGGCAGAAGGCAAAAGAGCCAAAGGUGGACAGUGAGCUUAUUUAUGCAUAUGCAAAGAUUGAUAGGCUGGCCGACAUUGAAGAGUUCAUUCUUAUGCCAAACGUAGCUAAUCUCCAGAAUGUGGGUGAUCGCUUGUAUGAUGAAGCCCUAUAUGAGGCAGCAAAAAUAAUAUUUGCCUUUAUAUCUAACUGGGCCAAGUUGGCCAGCACACUUGUGAAGUUAAAACAGUUCCAAGGUGCUGUUGAUGCUGCAAGGAAAGCCAACAGUGCUAAGACAUGGAAGGAAGUCUGCUUUGCUUGUGUUGAUGCAGAGGAGUUCCGCUUAGCUCAGAUUUGUGGGCUCAACAUCAUUGUUCAGGUUGAUGACUUGGAAGAGGUCAGUGAAUAUUACCAGAACAGGGGAUGCUUCAAUGAGCUUAUAUCUCUCAUGGAGAGUGGUCUAGGGUUGGAACGUGCACAUAUGGGCAUCUUUACAGAGUUGGGAGUUCUGUAUGCUAGAUAUCGUCCGGAGAAGCUUAUGGAGCAUAUCAAAUUGUUCUCAACUCGUCUCAAUAUUCCCAAGCUUAUACGAGCUUGUGAUGAACAACAACACUGGAAGGAGCUUACCUAUUUGUACAUCCAAUAUGACGAGUUUGACAAUGCUGCCACUACCAUCAUGAAUCAUUCUCCUGAAGCAUGGGAUCACAUGCAGUUCAAAGAUGUGGCAGUCAAAGUUGCAAAUGUGGAGCUGUAUUAUAAGGCUGUGCACUUCUACUUGCAAGAACAUCCAGACCUUAUUAAUGAUCUUCUCAAUGUGCUUGCACUUCGUGUGGACCAUACCCGUGUUGUUGACAUUAUGCGGAAGGCUGGGCAUCUGCGCCUUGUGAAGCCAUACAUGGUUGCAGUUCAGAGCAACAAUGUGUCAGCUGUAAAUGAGGCUUUGAAUGAGAUAUAUGUUGAGGAGGAAGACUAUGAUAGGCUGCGUGAAUCAAUUGAUAUGCAUGAUAACUUCGACCAAAUAGGCCUUGCCCAGAAGAUCGAGAAACAUGAACUUCUUGAAAUGAGACGUGUUGCUGCUUAUAUAUACAAAAAGGCUGGCCGAUGGAAGCAGUCUAUUGCAUUAUCAAAGAAGGACAACCUUUACAAAGAUGCUAUGGAGACAGCCUCACAGUCCGGUGAUCGUGAACUUGCUGAGGAAUUGCUUGUUUAUUUCAUUGAGCAGGGAAAGAAGGAGUGCUUUGCAUCAUGUCUCUUUGUUUGCUAUGACUUGAUUCGGGUGGAUGUUGCCCUUGAGCUUGCCUGGAUGAACAACAUGAUUGACUUUGCUUUUCCGUAUCUGUUACAGUUUAUCCGUGAAUACACAGGCAAAGUUGAUGAACUUGUGAAGGACAAAAUUGAAGCUCAGAUUGAGGUUAAGGCUAAAGAAAAGGAAGAGAAGGACGUCAUUGCACAGCAGAACAUGUAUGCUCAGUUAUUACCUCUUGCUUUGCCUGCGCCACCAAUGCCGGGAAUGGGUGGAGGUUUUGCACCACCGCCUCCUAUGGGCGGAAUGGGGAUGCCACCAAUGCCACCCUUUGGCAUGCCACCAAUGGGUAGCAGCUACUGAGAUAUGUGGCAGGAUAUUCAUUUUGCAGAUCCACUUUGAAGCCUUGUUUCUAGGUGUUAGAGCAACCUAGGAGAUACUUCUAAUUUAAUUUUGUGCCAUUUCUGUUGUUCUUUAUUUCCAUGGGUUGAAAGGUGCAGUCCAAUAAUUCUUUUUUGUUUGCCAUAGGGGUGUGUUGAUAUGUUAUGUAAUAUUCUUUUGGUAGGAGAGGCAUUUUUUUUUUUGGCUGCUGGUGAGAGCUAGCUUUGGGAUUUUCUCCACUGUACUAUUUUAUCCUCUUUUCAGAACUAUCGGAGUAUAAUUUGAAACACAACAUGCUGAUUGCAUUGUUGUGGUUUGCCUCCACAGUUCAUAUAAUUUACACACUGCAUGAUUGCUUUCUAUA